AUGGCGAUUUUGAAUAGGCUUCCAAUGAAGGAUAGGUUGAGAUCAUGGGGAAUGGAAAUUGAUAGUAGAAGCAACUUAUGCCACAAUGAAUAUGAAACAAGAGACCAUGUUUACUUUGAGUGUGUCUAUACAAAAGAAGUUUGGCAAAAGAUUCUUCAGCCAUGCAAGAUUGAUAGAAGAGUAGGAAGUUGGUACACAGAACUGAGCUGGUCAGAGAACAGAUUAAAAGGGAAAGCCUUGAUCUCAACUCUGUUGAGAAUUGCCUGGAAUGCGUGUAUAUAUUUCAUAUGGGGGGAAAGGAACCAGAGGAUAUUCAAGCAAGGGGAGAUGACAACAGCACAAAUGGUGGACAAAGUCAAGGAAAUUGUAAGAUAUAGGCUACAUGGAUUGAAACAUAUUGCAGGAGAUAUGAAUAGUUAUAUUGUAGCAGAUUCCUGCUGA
Messenger RNA from Durio zibethinus, 441 nucleotides. Lineage: Eukaryota; Viridiplantae; Streptophyta; Magnoliopsida; Malvales; Malvaceae. The record is from RefSeq and is a predicted model, not a curated record.